Molecule: messenger RNA, 1733 nt
Organism: Silurus meridionalis
Lineage: Eukaryota; Metazoa; Chordata; Actinopteri; Siluriformes; Siluridae
Gene: cndp1
Product: carnosine dipeptidase 1
Exons: 12
Coding region: 133-1617 (494 amino acids)
Biological process (GO): proteolysis
Cellular component (GO): cytosol
Molecular function (GO): dipeptidase activity
Source: RefSeq, a predicted model, not a curated record
UCUCUUGUCAGCGGGUGGAUUUGAUCGGCAUCCAGAGUCCAUGCUGUGACAGAGAGUAUUUAACAUCGACUUCUGUACAAGUGUGUGUGUGUGAACCUCUUCAGAGCUCUGAGCUGCUGCUGCUGGACAACAAUGAAGUGUGUGUUUGUGUGUGUUGUGGUGUUGGCGAUGCUAGGAGUGAGAGUUCAGGCCUUCAGCUUUAAUGAUCUGACUGACUAUGUGGAUAAACAUCAGGAGGAGUAUGUAGAGGCUCUGAGAGACUGGGUGUCUAUAGAGAGUGACUCCAGUGAUAUCACUAAGAGGGCGGAGCUACAACGUAUGAUGGGUGUGGUGGAGGAGAAGCUGCGUGGGAUGAAGGGAAACGUUAGUAUGAUGGACAUCGGCACUGAGACGUUGGAGGAUGGCAGGGUUGUUGCGUUACCGAGUGUGGUGACGGCGGUGUUUGGUGAUGAUGAGAAUAAACACACAGUGUGUGUGUAUGGACACGUGGACGUACAGCCAGCCAGGAGAGAAGACGGCUGGACCACAGACCCCUACAACCUCACAGAGAUUAACGGAAACUUAUAUGGCAGAGGAGCAUCUGAUAAUAAAGCUCCGGUCCUCGCCUGGAUUCAUGCAGUGGAGGCAUAUACAGCUCUGAACAUGGAGCUGCCGGUGAAUGUGAAGUUCCUGAUAGAGGGGAUGGAGGAGACAGGUUCUAAUGGUCUGGAUGUUUUGGUGGAGUCUCAGAGAGAUGCUUUUUUCUUUGAUGUGGAUUAUAUUGUGAUCUCAGACUGCGGCUGGCAGAGCACUCGCCCUGCUCUCACCUAUGGCACCCGUGGGAACUGCUACUUCUAUGCUCAGGUGGAGGGCCCGAAACAGGAUCUACACUCCGGAGUGGACGGAGGCGCUGUGAUCGAGCCCAUGAGCGACCUGAUUGGAAUUCUAAACUCACUGAUUAGUGCGAGCGGUCAGAUCCUGAUCCCUGGAGUUGCAGAUGCAGUUGCAGACUUCACUGAGGAGGAGAAGAAGAUCUAUGAGAAGGUAGAUUUUGACAUGGAGACAUACAGGAGCUCAAUCGGUGUGGAGCGCCUCAUGUAUGACAACAAGGUGGACCUUCUGGCUCAUAUGUGGCGUUUUCCCACCAUAUCCAUCCAUGGGAUUGAGGGAGCUUUCUGUGGCUUUGGAACUAAAACCGUGAUCCCCGCUAAAGUCACCGCCAAAUUCUCCAUCCGUCAGGUUCCCAACAUGAAUCCUGCAGUUGUGGAGAAACAGGUAACGGAUCACCUGCACGGCGUGUUCCAGCAGAGAAAGAGUCCGAAUAAACUCAAGGUGAAGAUGAUCAUCGGUGUGAAGCCGUGGUUAACAGACACCAAAAAUGCGCUGUACGAGGCUGGAAAAAGAGCAGUGAAGAAAGUGUUCAGUGUGGAGCCGGAACUGAUCCGAGAGGGAGGGACAAUCCCCAUCGCUCGCACGUUUCAGGACAUGACUGGGAAAGACAUCAUCAUGUUGCCCAUCGGAGGCUUCGACGACGGCCUGCACUCACAGAAUGAGAAGAUCAGCAGGUAUAACUACAUGGAGGGCACGAAGCUCUUCAUCUCCUUCCUGCAUGAGGUUUCUCACAUCAAGAACAACUGAUGAUGGCUGAUCACAUGGUGCUGGGACCAGUUUCUCAAACAUAUGCUCUGAUGCUCUCUCUCUCUCUCUCUCUCUCUCUCUCUCUCUCUCUCUUUUCUCUCUGUCUACCUCUCUCU